Histoplasma mississippiense is the source of this 669-nucleotide messenger RNA. RefSeq lists its product with no specific name. The record is from RefSeq and is a predicted model, not a curated record. NCBI's taxonomy places the organism in Eukaryota, Fungi, Ascomycota, Eurotiomycetes, Onygenales, Ajellomycetaceae. The transcript has 6 exons. Bases 1 to 669 code for a protein of 222 amino acids.
AUGAAAUCACUUAUUGAAGUUAUUAUGCAAUUCUGGGGUAAAGUUCCCAAGGCGUGGAAAAAUCGCAUCCUUAACAAAACAAAUCGUGCCUACAAGGCAAUUACUGGCUACCCAGCGGACGAAAGUGAUAUUGACAUAGCUGUGAAGACAACAGUCUGGAUUUGGGACGACGACCCUGACUCCUUUAUUUCAUGGCGCAGCUCUCCUCAACAAGGUACAGCUCCUUUGGACUUCUUCAUCAGCCUGGUGAAUACCCUCUUACGAUCCGGCUUGAUCUCAGCUAGCUUCCAUUCCCAGAUUUGUGGGAAGUGGCCACAGAUGGUUCGGGGAGGAGGGAAGUACAACUCCAUAUCUAAUGAUUUGGGCGGUUAUGGCGCUAUGGUUUAUAUCCCUGAUGUUGGUCAUACAACAUAUGAGGUGCAUCUACCAUCCACGGGGACCAUCUUUUCCGCUACGAUCGAGGAGCUACGCAAGAAGAAUGUUCCAAAAAAGGCUGAGAGGAAAUGGACGGUCCCAGACACGGAGUACCGAACCACAACCGCGGCAGCCCGGGGGGAAGAAGGUGUUAGCAUCUCAAAAGAGAAAAGACGGGAGAAGAGGCGGCAUUUCAAAGAAACCGACGAAGGGAGGGAGAAAAAGAACCUUCGUCGAAUGAACUCUGCGCUCUAG